This is a messenger RNA of Symbiodinium necroappetens, 1299 nucleotides long. Lineage: Eukaryota; Dinophyceae; Suessiales; Symbiodiniaceae. The record is from the annotation of a GenBank genome assembly.
AUGCCACGCCGCGCGAUCACACGCAGACAGCUGCUCAAGACGGGCGCCGCCGCGACCCUCUCCGCCGCUUGCUUCCCGGCGAUCGUCACCGCGAAGAACCGCGCGGUGCGCCGGCUCCGCGUCCUCGGCACGCACGUCACGCUCCAGGAACAGAUCAGGAUCGCCGCCGAGCGCGACCUCGGCAUCGACGUGGAAUUCUCCCCCAGCGGCAGCGCCGCCGUGCUCCAGCAGGCCUCCACCCGCCCCGAGUCCUUCGACGUCUACGAGCAGUGGUCCAACAGCAUCAACGUGCUCUGGCGGUCUGGGGCGAUUCAGCCCAUCAGCGUCGGCCGCAUCACCCGCUGGGACCAGGUCAACGCCCUGUCCAAGACCGGUCGGCUCACGCCAGACGCCCGGACCGGCGCCGGCGACGCGCCCAACAAACUCCUCUACGUCCAGCCGGACGGCGCCCUCGGCCCCCGCGCCGGCUCGACCGUCAGCUUCCUCCCCUACGUCCACAACGUCGAUUCAUUCGGCUACGACACGCGCGUGAUCCCGCCCGGCAUCGCCUACGCCGAGGAGAGCUGGGGCUGGCUCUUCGACGAGCGACACGCCGGCAGGGUCGCCAUCGUCAACGAACCCACCAUCGGCCUCUUCGACCUCGCCCUCGCCGCGCAGGCCACCGGGAAGAUGUCGUUCGCCGACAUCGGCAACAUGACCGUCGACGAGAUCGACACACUCUUCGACAUCCUCAUCGAUCUGCGCCGGCGCGGGCACUUCUACGGCGUCUGGAGCUCCGUCCCCGAGUCCGUCGAGUUCAUGCGCUCCGGUCAGGCCGUCAUCGAGAGCAUGUUCUCGCCCGGCGCCGCCUCGCUCCGCAGCAUGGGCUUCCCCGUCCGCUACGCCGCCCCGCGCGAGGGCUACCGCGCCUGGCACGGCGUGAUGUGCCUCUCCGCCGCGACCAGCGGGGACACCCUCGACGCCGCGUACGACUACAUGAACUGGUGGCUCUCCGGGAAACCCGGCGCCAUCAUGAGCCGCCAGGGCUACUACAUCUCCGUCCCCGAAGCCGCCCGCGCGCACAUGACCGAAGACGAGUGGGCCUACUGGUACGAGGGCCGGCCCGCCCGAUCCGACCUCCGGGGCACCGACGGCGGCGUCGUCGCCCGCGCCGGCGAGACCCGCAACGGCGGCAGCUACGAGGACCGCUUCGCCAACAUCGCCGUCUGGAACACCGUGAUGGAAAACUACGAGCACACCCUCAUCCGCUGGGGCGAGUUCCUCACCACCCAGCCCGUCAUCGCGAAAGCGGGGCGCUGA